ACAUGCUUACUACGUAGCGUAGUAGGCCACGUAAAUUAGGUUUAGGAGUCUGUUGCUUUUUUGUGACGGCCGUCAAAUUGAGGAUAAGGUCACUGAAUGUUAUGUAGACGGGACUCUCUGUUACCCCUGUGGUUGCAAUAGGCUAGGCCUAGCCUACCACUUUCGUUUCUGGAUUUUAAUUAUAAUCGGUAUAGGAGAUCAGUAUGGAUAUUAUUGUGAGUGAUUUUGACUGGAUUCUAAGACAUUUCAAAAGCAACAUUAUAGACUCAAUAUGCGACAGUUGUAAACAGAAUUAUAGUUCAAAGUUCAAAAAAGGAAGACAUGUUAAUAUAAAAAAGGACUGCAAUAGGCUCCCUUCAAAAACACGUCCAAAUAUUCCAUCGAUUGCUUUUCGGAUUGGAUACAAAAAAAGUUUGAUUUUACCUGUGCUAUUACAUCUCUGGAUCUUUUCAUGUUUUAUGUGGAGGACAGCGUAUGCAGUUCCAGUUGAAGACCUGCAUUAUGGUAAUCAGCCAUUUUUAAUAUCCCAGCCAGAGGACGAAGUCUUUAUAGAAGGCAACCGACACACUCUAACAUGCACCGCAACGGGAGAUCAACCAUUAGUGUUUACGUGGCAGAAGGACGGUGUAGAUUUAGGCAGCACAGGUUCUUCGCUACAAUUACUGUCAGUGAGUCAAAGCGAUAAGGGGAUAUAUCGAUGUUUGGUGUCCAACAAGAUUGGGACUAUUAUAAGCAAAGGUGCUCGGGUGGAUGUUGCUUAUAUUGAUGAUUUUCAAGGGAGUGCUCAGUCAGCAUCAGUAAGAGAAGGAAAUCCCAUUAUCCUUACUUGCCCAGAAAUAGAUAGCUUUCCUGUACCAACUUAUUCUUGGACACAGGCUGGAAGAUCCUUAACGGGAAGCAACAAAAUUGUCACCCUUGAUGGUCGCCUUGUGAUCUUGGAUACUUCUCUUGCUGAUGCUUCUACAUACAAUUGUCAAGCUGUAAACAAUAAGUUAGGGGUUUCCAAAGUUAGUGCAGCCAUUACUUUGAACGUCCAGGCUAACAGUAACAGUCCUAUUCCCCCAACGCUUGUUAUACCACCUAAGAACACGGCAUUUACCGACUCUGAUACGCUCAUCGAACUUGAAUGUAUUGUAAACGCAAGGCCGCUAAGCCAGCUUUCCUACUCCUGGAUGCAGAAUGGUGAAAUUUUGCCCAGUGAGACAACCAGCUUGCUUGUUAUCUACAACCCCAGUAUCAUCCAUCAAGGCGUGUACGCCUGCAUGGCAUCCAUGACGGGCCAGUCUUCAGUCGAAGUUAUGGCAAACCUCACAUUUUACAGGCCAGCUUCACCCGAGUUUAACUUGCAUGCAGGCAGAACUGUAACAGGUGACGUGGAUACUAUCGUCGAUCUACCAUGCCAACCCUUGGGAAUUCCACGGCCAAAUAUUACAUGGUAUCGCAAUGCAGUGAAAGUUGAAGAUAUUGGGAUUUCUCGCUAUCAGGUGCUAGCUAGUGGUAGUCUACAAAUUCAAGAUUUGGAACCGUCCGAUGCUGGCAUGUAUCAGUGCGAGAUAAGUAAUGAGGUCGACGAAGCCAUCGCAGACACAAGACUUCAAGUUGAACGAAUCCCACCUACGAUGUUGCUGGCACCGGUCGAUACGACGGUAGUAGAGAUGACACAAACAUUGCUUCAUUGUCUCACAACUGGUGCUCCGGCCCCUAAUGUCGCAUGGAUGAAAGGUGAAACACUUAUAAUAAAUGAAGACUCAGUGAUAGAAGCUGGUCGAUUUGAGUUGAAAGACAACGGUGAUCUUUUGAUCUUUAGCUCGGAGACUACCGAUUCCGGAUUGUAUACGUGUAUCGCCUCAAACUCUGUAGGAUCUGUGAAUGCCAGUGCAAACUUACUGGUUCAAAAACGCACUUACAUUGAGAUACGACCGGUUAACACGCAAGUUGUUCUGGCGGAAGACACCAUCAUGUACUGUGUCAUCAGUUACGAUCCAUCCAUCAGCCUCGAUAUAUCUUGGUACCAUGAGGAUGUUCGCGUAGACUUUAGUGAUACUCGUUUUGUUCAGCUUGGGGAUGGAUCGUUGAGGAUUAACUCCGCGCGACAGGCAGAUAAGGGGCAGUACCAGUGCAAUGUGACAUCAUCAGCCGGGGAUGAUUCUGCUAAGGCUGUACUCACUAUCUUAGAAUUACCGUACGCGCCGAUGAAUCUUGUGGCUGCGCUGAGUAGUACCAACACCAGAACUAUCUUGCUAACCUGGUCUCCAGGAUUCGAUGGCAACAGUCCACUUACACGAUACAUUGUUGAACAAAAAGAAGAUUCAAAUGCCUUUAAAACUAUCUUAACGAAUGUGGCUCCAAGUACUACCUCACUACAAGUGACCAGCGUGAGACCCUCGCAUAGUUACUUGUAUCGCGUAACGCCCGUGAAUGGCGUCGGGGCAGGAACUACAAGUUCGGAGAGCAACCUGGUUUCUCUUCCAGAAGAACCGCCAGAUGAUCCCCCGCAAGGAGUUGUGGCAUCUCCGCGGUCUACAUCGGAAAUUAGCAUGGAAUGGCAGGAGCCACCCAUGAACACGUUAAAUGGAGAACUUCGGGGCUAUGCUAUCCGCUACCGCCUCCAAGGGUACGACCAGUCGUAUUCGAUGGUCAACAUCAGCACGCAGACGUCGUACGUGUUGACCGACCUCAUUACAUGGACCGUGUACGAGAUCGAAAUCGCGGGGUUCAACCGAGCCGGGAUUGGGACUUACAGCAAUCCAGUAGUAGUGCGCACAUUGGAAGGAGUUCCGACGCAAGCACCGCAAGAAGUCGUAGCCUACGCAGUGAACUCGACCGCGAUUAAAGUGGAAUGGAAGGCACCACAUCCGCAGACUCUUAACGGCAUAAACCAAGGUUAUAAGAUGGAGGCCCGAUCGGUUAAUCAGGAGGAUGAAGUGACUACAGUUGUGGUUCCCGUGGAUACUGCAAAUGACCUACAAGUUGGGUAUUUGACUACGCUGAAAAAAUACACCAGGUACGACGUAUCUGUAAGGUGCUUUACAACACCUGGCGAUGGGCCGGCCAGUCCUGCGAUCAGAGUGACGACAGAUCAAGACACGCCUGGUCCAGUGGGUGAUUUGUCUUUUACUGAUGUGUAUGACACGUCCUUGGUUGUAUCCUGGUUGCGUCCAACUGAGCCUAAUGGCAUCAUUAAGACGUACAAGGUUGAAUGGGAGGAGGUAAGCAAUCCUUUUUGGAAUAGGAAUCGUCAGGUAAAUCCACCGUCCAACAAAGCAGAGAUUACAGGUCUCACCGCUGAAACCCUAUAUGAGAUCACAGUGACUGCCUGGACAGAUGUAGGAGAAGGAGAGCCCUCGUCAGCAACCAUCAAGUCUGGAGUACCUCCGGAGCCUCCGACAGCACCAAUGAACUUGGCAAUCUCCAACGUACAAGCCAGAUCAGUCUACAUACAGUUCAUUCAGGGUUACGACGGUAAGACCAGCAUUCGAGAGUGGACCACCGAGGCCCAGAUUGGUUUCAGCCAGGAAUGGGUUGUCAUCUACAAGUACAGCGAUCCCGAGUCCACAGGCUACACCAUCCCGAACCUGAGUCCAUACACAAACUAUCGCUUCAGGAUAAUUGCAACAAACAUUGUUAACUCCAGUGCUCCUAGUGAGCCCUCUACUCUUACACAAACCCAGCAGGACAUUCCAUCAGUUUAUCCACAAGGAGUGGUCGUGAGGUCGUACAGUGAGACCUCACUAAGAGUCCGAUGGGUGCCUUUGCUUGAUGAACAGUGGAAUGGAAUUGCUCUAGGCUACAAAAUUCUUUGGCGAGAAGCCAGUGAUAACACAAGCGCCCCAUCCGAGUAUAAUCUGCCAGAUCCGUACGCACGCGAAGGGUUUAUUAAUGACCUACAAGAGUGGACAGCGUACACGGUUAAGGUGUUGGCGUAUAACAAAAUUGGGAAUGGCCCUGAAAGUCCCUCACAGACUCAGAGAACAAGUGAUACUGUUCCAAGUGCUGGGCCAGUGGAUGUGGGAGCUGUCGCCUUAAACUCCAGUAGUAUACUUGUGUCCUGGGGAGAAGUUCCUCCGACUGAACAUAAUGGUCUCAUUCUAGGAUUUAAGGUAUUGUACCAGGAAACUUCAAAUGCUGCCAAUUUCUACAUUAUGGAUGUUCCAGGCUAUGAUAACAGAUUUGUCCAGCUGAACAAUUUACGAGGCUAUACUGAAUACAGCAUACAGGUUCUGGCAUAUACACGCAUUGGAGAUGGUACACCGAGCAACGCUAUUGUCGAGUCCACAAUUGAAGAUGUUCCUGGACCUCCUUCCAAUGUUCUUUUUCCCGUUGUCACGAUCAAUUCCGUACGUGUCGAGUGGGACCCUCCACUAGAGCCGAAUGGAAUUAUUCUCGGGUAUGAAGUCGGUUACCGGCUUCAGAGUGCAGAUGACUUUGAAAUCGUCAAUAUGGAUGUUGGAAUGCGGAAAUAUUACAACAAAGAUAACUUAACUGCUAACCAGAUGUAUCUGUUCACGGUAACCGCUAAGACAGGACUGGGCUUGGGAACACCAGCUGAAGUACUCGUAUACACAACAAACGAUAGAUCUGUUCCUGAAAAGCCUUCCAAGCCGAUAGUUAACCAAGCCCUUGUUGAAAGUCGUGCUGUGCCCAUUACUUGGCAAGCUGACGUCGAUAAUCGUUCACCGCUGCGAAGCUACACCAUCCAAGUUAGUAGUGGAUCCAGUAGCAGCGCUUUCACCGACCAUAUUACCAACGUUAGUCCACUUUUGACGGCAUACAAAGUCGAUAAUCUGUUACCUUACACAAACUACAGGUUCCGUCUGCAAGCUAUUAACGAUGUGGGUCCCAGUGCAUACAGUGACAGCUCAAGUGUUGUCACAACCAGACAAGACAUCCCAGAAGGACAGCCAAUUAUUACCAAUGUUGUACCUUACGCACCGACCGCUAUUCGUAUCUCUUGGCAGCCACCACCAUCUGAUACGUUAAACGGGCAGCUGCAAGGGUACCGCAUAACCUUCCGUAAGCUCCCUGAUGGUGACUUCACCGAACGAAUUGUCAGUGAUAAGUCUGUCACUGAAUAUGAACUGACAAACCUGGAACGCUAUGUCGAAUAUGAAGUCAAAGUUGACGCAUACAAUAGCGAAGGACAUGGUCCGUACAGCGUUCCAGAAACUGUGUUCGUUGGAGAAGCAAUACCGUCUGCACCACCUACUAAUUUGGUUGUUGUAGUUGUCGGAUCUAGCGCCCUCAAUAUUUCCUGGAUUCCACCGCCCUCCGAGUCGCAAAAUGGCGGGCUGCAGGGCUACAAAGUCCAUUACUGGCUUCCCGGACGAAAGAACGAUACAAAGUUACUGAGGACGAUUGCUACGACCAAUAACUGGUUGAUGUUGGACGGGUUAACCUGCUUCACGGAGUAUGUGGUGGCGAUAUCAGGGUUCAAUGUGGCCGGUGAUGGGCCUUUGAGCGAGGAAGCGACUGGUACUACUGGACCAGAUGUACCUGGUGUUGUUGGUGAACUGAAAUUUGAGACUGUUCGUAUGACGACGUUGAAUGUCACGUGGGAGCCACCGCCCAAGCCUUGUGGUCAGAUACUUGGCUAUGAGGUCUUCUACCAGCCAAAGACAACAAUUGCAGGUGAAAAGGCGACUGUCACUAUAAGAACAAAGGGAACCGAUAACUGGUUAAAAGUCGAGAAUUUGGGUGAACGAGUGAUGUACAUGUUUACAAUAAAGGCAAAUACGUCAAGUGGUUUUGGUGAGGCGGUAGAAGCAAAUAUUAGAACGGGACCACAGGAAG
Anneissia japonica is the source of this 5790-nucleotide messenger RNA. RefSeq names its product protein sidekick-2-like. NCBI's taxonomy places the organism in Eukaryota, Metazoa, Echinodermata, Crinoidea, Comatulida, Comatulidae. Gene Ontology annotation, biological process: cell-cell adhesion. Gene Ontology annotation, molecular function: protein binding. The record is from RefSeq and is a predicted model, not a curated record.